AUGGGCGCCAUUGCCUGCGCAACUCUUGCUGGCGAUGCAGACACCAUUUCCAUAUUCAGCAAAGCGCAGGCACCCAGCAAACCCUUGAAAGGGCUAUUGGAGGUUGGGGUCCCGAACGGCUACACGCCAAUCUACUUGGCAGUGAGGUAUGCGUGGCAUUGCCCUGCAGUGCUAGACGGUCUCCUUGAAGCCAAGGCGGAUGCGAACGCAAUUGAUGUACCAGGAAUCCCUGUUCUAGCAUUAUGCGUAACUGUCAGGGAUGUUGUAAAGCUUGUUGAGCACAGAGCAGACGUGAACAAGCGAUCUGCCUACAUCAAAGUCCCCGUUCUGAGCUUGGCUUGCAAUGCAUGCGCCCCUCUGGCAGUGGUGGCCAAGCUCUUGGAAUUAGGUGCAGACGUGAGUCCACCCACAGUGGGCGGAUUUGGCACGGCCCACCCCUUUGCCCACCUUGCCCUCACAGCAGCUGUAAAUCCUCACUGUUUGGAGGUGGCCAGGCUUUUAGUGGCCGAAAGGUGUGAUAUUAAUCAGCAGUGCGCGGCUGGUGGCAUGUGGCGGCUGGUCGAGUGGGUCUCGCGCGCCUAUCUGUGGCUGGAAUCUGAAUCCAUGUCAGGAGGCGCAUUCAGCGUUCGGUGUCGAAUUUUGGCUUCGACCUUUGCGGAGUGGACCACUACGCCGUUGGGAUUUGCGUGCUUGUUUGGCAGUGAGCAGAUGGUUUGCUUCUUGCUGGAGGCUCGAGCCGACUCGGAGCUACGAAACGCGCGGGGGCACACGCCGUUUCAGCUGGCCCAAGGGUGGAAUGUGCUGAAGGUCAUUCAGGAGCACGAGGAGCGCCAAAAGCAAGAACGAGCGCACCGUGUCAACUCCUGA
Molecule: messenger RNA, 867 nt
Organism: Symbiodinium pilosum
Lineage: Eukaryota; Dinophyceae; Suessiales; Symbiodiniaceae
Source: the annotation of a GenBank genome assembly